AUGUGCAAAGGACUAGAAUUACAAGUACAGGACCUACAGAAGUUUGCAGACUACCUAAAGGCAGCGUCGGAGACGAGUCCCGAGUUUUCGAACGUGCGCGACAUAAUUGAACGCUUUGAAGUUUUGGCUUCCGUACACUCCAGUCUCCGGCAAAAUGAGGAAAAGACGACCGAGCAGAUGGACAGGCUGCGCCAGCGGCUCCAAGAGUACAAAAGAAGCCAAGCAGCAAAGAUCCUUGAGGCAAACAACAAGGUAGCCGAGUACCAGCGCGAGCUGGAGGCUCUCGAAAAGGAAACGGCUGCUCUAACAGCCAAGGCAGAUGAAGCAGACAGGGACUCCUUCAGCAAGUCGCUGCACCUCGGAAAGGUUCUGCUUGCCGUCGAAAACAUGCGGGAGACUGCAGCUGAGACAGACGGGGAGGCGCAGCAAGAGAAGCCUAGCGUUGAAGGGAAAAACAACCAAAAACGGAAGGAGGAAAACGAUCAGACCGAGAGUUCUCAAAUGCAGCGACGAUGCCGCUAUGCGGUGGAACUCUUAGCUGCAAUUCGUUCUUUUAUUGUGGACUUCAAAGACAUCGAAGAGCAGCUGAGCAAAGACACAGUCGAGUUCGUCGCAACUCGGCUUUUGGUCGCCCUGCGUAGGGAGAAUGGCAGCGCAGACGUCAGCAGAAGAACAACCUCAAGAAAAUUCGCCGACGACAACAGCUGCUACCAGCAGUCCAUUCGCAGCCACGGAUCCUAG
Messenger RNA from Eimeria acervulina, 741 nucleotides. RefSeq lists its product as hypothetical. The record is from RefSeq and is a predicted model, not a curated record. The transcript is spliced from 5 exons. Bases 1 to 741 code for a protein of 246 amino acids. NCBI's taxonomy places the organism in Eukaryota, Apicomplexa, Conoidasida, Eucoccidiorida, Eimeriidae.